Messenger RNA from Dendronephthya gigantea, 1739 nucleotides. RefSeq names its product homeobox protein Nkx-2.3-like. Gene Ontology annotation, molecular function: RNA polymerase II cis-regulatory region sequence-specific DNA binding; DNA-binding transcription factor activity, RNA polymerase II-specific. The transcript has 2 exons. The record is from RefSeq and is a predicted model, not a curated record. Gene Ontology annotation, cellular component: nucleus. Bases 181 to 1032 code for a protein of 283 amino acids. Lineage: Eukaryota; Metazoa; Cnidaria; Anthozoa; Malacalcyonacea; Nephtheidae. Gene Ontology annotation, biological process: regulation of transcription by RNA polymerase II; cell differentiation.
UUGUCAUUGAUUGUCGCUCCCCUGGUGUCGAGGUAGGAAGUUAAUGUAAACUAAAGCGCUGGUUUAGUCUGGCCGUAGCCCCGUGUCGUGUGCUAUUACACAUCGUGAGCUCGCCUAUAGCGUCAAUAGUCGGAAAACUAAGGGAGGAGCAAAUCGAGUUAACAAACAUAAAUAAUCGCGAUGUACAAUCCUAAUAUACCGAUUACGCCAUUUUCUGUGAAGAAUCUACUGGGAAUGGAAUACAUGCCAGCCAGCUAUCCUAGCCACGUAAAUCCAUGUAUACCAACAUCCAUACACACGUUCCCGAAGAGCGAAGAAUCUAUAACAACUGGGGUUCACUCGCAUAAUAUGACCGAGCACAAUUUCGGCAUGUAUGGUGUUGACGCAGCGCAAGCAUCCUUCUUGACUGCGAGCCACGAUAGCGAAGGAUCAGGCAAGAGUUUGGACCCCGACCGCGAACAAGGUUCAGUGACUCCCAGUUCGGAAACAAGCCAAGAUUCACCAAACAAGCCUCCAUCAGUAAAUCCAGUUAGCACAAUACAGAGCACUCAACUUACAAGCAAUGAUGUCGGCAACAAACCAAAAAGGAUACGAAGAAAGCCUCGAGUUUUGUUCUCGCAAGGACAAGUGUACGAACUAGAGCGACGGUUUAAACAGCAGAAAUACCUCUCGGCUCCCGAACGCGAGCAUUUGGCGCAGGCGUUGAAGCUGACGCCGAAUCAAGUAAAGAUCUGGUUCCAAAAUAAGCGUUACAAGUGCAAAAAGCAAGCAUUGGAGAGCAAGAAUCGCGCUUUGGACCCGUGGUUGGGUUUCAACGAACCGCGAAGAGUUGCUGUUCCUGUUUUAGUGCGAGAUGGGGAGUCUUGCUUAGCUACAAGAGCCGAAGGCGGUAGUUAUCCAUUUAACGUACCGAAUAUGGGAAAUAUGAACACGAUGAAUAUGAACACAAUGAACAUGAACAUGAAUUUCCCUUAUGGGUAUGGCUACCCGGCAUCACAGAAUGCCUCAGCCGGUCUAAGCUCAAGAUGGUAGUCUUACUGCACACAGGCAAACGUGCGGCGCAUUUUCAAAAUGACGCUGUUCCUAAUAUCCGUAUAAUUCCCCGAACAAUACAAGAACACUACAUUCGGAUGCACAACUGUGCGAUUCGAAUUCGUACUGUGUAUAUAGCAAUGAAAUAAUUUGUACAUAUAGAUUGUUCAUGAGACGCUGCUUUAGCUGUUCAAAACAGUGAUAACUAUAUCGAGAUGAUCGCCCAAUGAAUUUUGGCACGAGGAAAAAGGUAUAUAUGUACAUGUGACAUUCGCAUCGUGGCCGAUUAGAUAGGUGUUUACAAGUAUACUUACAUUUGGUAGAAAAUGUUUUAGAAGGAAAAGUAACUAAAUAUGACAGGAAGUUAAUACAUGAAUUAUACUAAAACAAGCCAACAUCCUUAUAUGCGAUAUUGCUACACUCUUAUGCUUGAAGGACUUCGAACACGCCUUCACUAUCUCAAAACGAGUGCACCUCAUGUUAACGGAGUUUCAACAAUUUUCCCGUUAAAUUAAGUCGAACGCAUGCCAAGAAGUUUCCAGUUUCUUGAGCACUUUCACAACCGCGGAAAGCUGCGAAAUUCUCGAAAAUUUUCCACACGCUGUGUGGUCACAUUUCACUCGAGUAGAGGUGAAAAUUACAAUAAAAUACAUGAAUCUUGUAUAUAAGAAUGAUGCGUUCCUUUUAACAAUAAACAUUUCAAUUGA